Molecule: messenger RNA, 2836 nt
Organism: Sitophilus oryzae (rice weevil)
Lineage: Eukaryota; Metazoa; Arthropoda; Insecta; Coleoptera; Curculionidae
Product: vigilin-like
Cellular component (GO): nucleus; cytoplasm
Molecular function (GO): mRNA binding
Source: RefSeq, a predicted model, not a curated record
AUGACGAAAACAAUACCCACCUCUGAAAAGACAAAUUCUGGUACGAUCACUUUGAGGGGACCCCAAGAUAAGCUAGGUCAAGCCCUUAGCGCCGUUUACGAAAAGGCCAACUCUGUGCGCUCUAGCGACGUAGCUGCGCCAUCCUGGUUGCAUAAGUACAUUAUCGGCAAGAAAGGACAAAGAAUCAAGGAAAUCACGCAAAACUUGCCAAAAGUUGAAAAGGCACAGGAACAAAUAGAAGCUAUCGCUAACGACCUAAUUCAGACCAUGUCUUUUGUGGAGCUGCAAGUAGAUAACAAGCUUUUCAAGCAUAUCAUUGGUAAAAGUGGAAGCAAUGUCAAUAAACUGAAAGACGAUUUUAACGUAGCCAUCAAUAUUGACGAAAGUGGAUUGGUCCGCAUAGAAGGAAACAGAGACGAUGUCGAAAAGACAAAGUUCGAAUUAGAGCAGAGAAUAUUCAAAUUAGAAAACGAAAAAGAAAGAGAUGUUAUCAUAGAGCAGCGGCACUUCAGAAAUAUUAUUGGUACUAAGGGAGAGACUAUUAGGGAAAUCAAGAAUCAGUUUAAUCAAGUUCAAAUUACUUUCCCCAAUCCUGGAGAAAGAAAUGACAUUGUUAAAGUCAGAGGACCAAAAGAAGAUGUUGACAAAUGUGUGAGACAUUUGGAGAAGAAGGUUAAGGAGCUAAACGAAUCUUCAUAUCAAAUCCAAGUACCAAUUUAUAAGCAGUUCCACAAAUUUAUUAUUGGAAAAGGGGGUGCAAAUAUUAAAAAGAUCAGGGAGGAAACGAAUACAAGGAUUGAUUUACCAGCCGAAGGUGAUAAAAGUGACAGCAUUGCAAUAACAGGAAAACGUGAAAACGUUGAGGAGGCGCGUAAAAAAAUCAAGGAAAUUCAAGACAAACUGGAACACAUUGUUUCUGAGGAAAUUACUAUCGACCCUAAAUUUUACAAUUCACUCAUUGGCGCUAAAGGAAAACUAAUUCAUUCCAUUAUGGAAGAUUGUGGUGGGGUCACUAUUAAAUUUCCCGGUGCCGACGACAAAAGCGAUAAAGUCACUAUCCGUGGACCAAAGGAUGACGUCGAUAGAGCGAAAAGACAGUUACUUGAUUUGGCGAGUGAAAGACAACUUGCUAGCUAUACAGAUGAGGUAAUAUUAGAAGCCCAACAUCACAAAUUCCUUAUUGGUAAAAUGGUUGCCAAUAUAAAAAUUCGUGAUUCAACUGGGGCACGAGUAAUAUUCCCAUCUAAUACUGAUGAUGAUAGGGAAGUAAUCACAAUCAUAGGUAGAAAAGAGGAUGUCAUAAACGCCAAACAACAACUCGAAGCCAUGAUUAAAGACAUAGACAACAUCAUCGAGGAUGAUAUAAAAGUUGAUCCUAAGCAUCACAAACACUUUGUUGCGAGACGUGGGGAAGUUCUUCAUAAAAUAAGCACGACUAUUGGUGGAGUCUUGAUAUACUCCCCAGAUCGGGGAAUCGACAGUGAUAAAGUGACGCUUAAAGGAGCACGAGAGUGCAUUGAAGCAGCCAAACAGAGAAUCAAUGAGAUCAUAUCCGAUUUGGAAUCUAUGGUUACUAUCGAGUGCAUUAUUCCUCAGAAACAUCACAGAACUGUCAUGGGCACUAAGGGUUUCAGAGUACAAAAAGUCACGUCAGAUUUUGAUGUGCAAAUUAAGUUUCCGAAUAGAGACAAUACGAGCGAAUACCACUCAGAACUUACUAAUGGCGACGUUAAUGCCGAACCUAUUCGUCAGUGUGAUAUCAUAAGGAUUACUGGCAAAGACACAAAUUGUCUUCAAGCUAAACAAGCAUUGUUGGACUUGGUUCCUGUCACCAUUGAAGUGGAUGUUCCGUUUGAAAUGCACAGAUCAAUUAUUGGCGCAAAGGGACAGGCUGUCCGAGAGUUUAUGAACAGAUUUGACGUACAUAUUGUAUUGUCUUCUACGGAAAUCAAAGAGGAUAUUAUAAAAAUAACGGGAACUCCUGCCAACGUGCAAGACGCCAGAGAAGCGCUUUUGGAUCGCGUGAAAGAGCUAGAAGCAGAUAAGCAAGACAGAGUAUUGAGGUCGUUCGCUCUUCAAAUCGAAAUAAACCCCGACUACCAUUCCAAAGUUAUCGGAAAACAAGGCGCAGUGAUUACGAAAAUCAGGAAAGAUCACGAUGUACAGAUUAUUUUGCCUAAGAAAGGCGACGAGAACGAACAUAUUGUUACUAUUACCGGUUACGAGAACAACACCUACCGUGCUAGAGAUGAUAUACUGAAAAUUGUCAGAGAACUGGACGAACAAGUGAAAGAAGAAUUCGAAAUCGAUGCUCGCGUCCAUUCUCGUCUGAUUGGUGGCGGCGGUCGUAACAUCAGAAGAAUUAUGGACGACUUUAAAGUCGACAUUAAAUUUCCGAGAAGCGAUUCGUCAAAUCCCAAUUUGGUAAUUGUUUCUGGCCAGGAAGAUAAUAUUAUCGAGGCUCGUGAUCAUUUGCUCAAUCUGGCUGAAGAAUAUCUUCAAGACAUGGAAGAAAUGGAAACCCGUCAGAAGCUGCGCACUCUGACGCUGAGUUUCGAUGCCAAUUCAAGUUCCUCUCCCGCUCCCAACGGUACCGAGCCAGGUAACGGCUUCGUGGUGCAAGGAGGUCCCUGGGAGCAGAACGCCCCCAACACGGCCAGCGUGACCGACUUCCCCGCCUUCGGGCGCGGGGCGGAACAGCCCUCGCAGGCCGCGCCCGUUGCUGGUGCCUGGGGCCAUCGCCGCUAAAAGAUUCGCACCUCUUCUCCAAUUCCAUUCAUCCUAUUCCUUCACCUUCAUAGAUAUUUUAUUGUUAAUUCGCGGUGUAGGAUCAAUG